Paramecium tetraurelia is the source of this 957-nucleotide messenger RNA. RefSeq lists its product as uncharacterized. The record is from RefSeq and is a predicted model, not a curated record. Lineage: Eukaryota; Ciliophora; Oligohymenophorea; Peniculida; Parameciidae. The transcript has a single exon.
AUGGAUUUUGGAUUUGAGUAAUCCACAAUGUUAUCUAUAUCAUUAUUUGGUGAUUCUUAAUUCUGGUUAAAAUAUCAAUUUGAAAACUUGUCAAUCUCAUGUUUAGAGAUAUUAUAAGUUUAAUUCUUUUUAUUUCAUAAUAUGAAUGAAUUUAUUUGCAUUCAAAGUUUAGAUAAAAUAAUUCACCAAAGAUAACCAAAAAUAUAGAAUUCGUAUACACCUAAAAGUUUACUAACUCCAAACACUUCUUCAAAAUAAAAAUUAAGAGGACUAAGUCCAACAAAUAAACUACACUCCACAGAUAAAUACUAUUUAUUUAAAAACGGCACUAAAUGCUAUUAAAAUGAGAUUAAAAGGGAUGUAUAAUAGAAGAAAAUGAAUCCACUAACAUCAAAGUAAUAGAUCAAUAGAACUGAGAUUGUAAAAGAAGAUAAUACAUUCAGUGAUAGAUUACUGAUAACCAGUUUUGAAAAUUUUGUUAAUGAAACUGAUCAAAAAUUAUAAAAAUUAUGUCAUUGGAUGAGUAAAUCACCUCACACUAUUUAAAAUCCACAACCUAUAUUAGUUGGAAACGAAGAACAAGUAGAAAGUUAUGAAUAGAAAAUCAUUAAAACUAAAAAAAUUUUAUAAGAAAAGAGAUAAUAACUAAAAUUUGCUAAGUAGUAAUAUGAAUCUAAUAAAAAAUUAUUGGAACAAUUAAAAUAUGAGUUAGAUCAACUUAAUGAAGAUUAGAAAAUUCUUGAAAUCAGUACUAAUAAUAGAUCUUUAAAAGAUGAAAUAGUUUAUAAUAGACAGAGUAUCAUCAAACACAAAUAAAUACUUUAAAAGGUAAAUGAGUUCAUCACUAAAGAGCUGAAGGAAUAAUUAUUGAGUUAGGAUUGCUAAUUUGGAGAGUAUGUUAAUAAAUUCAACAACAUUUAUAUGUAAAUGCAAAUAACAUUAGAUAAAUAAAUCUGA